Carica papaya (papaya) is the source of this 1357-nucleotide messenger RNA. NCBI's taxonomy places the organism in Eukaryota, Viridiplantae, Streptophyta, Magnoliopsida, Brassicales, Caricaceae. The record is from RefSeq and is a predicted model, not a curated record.
CCUCCUGAAACCUAACCCCCCCCCACAUCAUAUCUUGCUUCAAACUUCCUUCUUUUAUCCAUGUCCUGAACAGAUAGGAUACACGUACAAGAAUUAGAAUAUAUAUAUAUAUAUAUAGGUGUAUAUUCAGAGUUGUGUAUAUAAACUAUAUAUCCUUUUGGUUCCUUUGUUUAUCGCAUGGUAAAGAUGGAUCAUCGUGUUGUAUUGUCUGUCUUUCUUCUCUUUUCUCUCUUCACGGCCUCGGUUUCAUCGUUGGCCGAUGAGGGUUUCAUUUCGGUCGAAGCUACGGAAGGUGGUGAUCCGUUGAUCAGGCAGGUGGUGGACCGCGAUGAUCAGAAGUCACUGAGCGCGGAGGACCAUCACUUCUCGCUGUUCAAGAGGAAGUUUGGGAAGACAUACGGGUCGACGGAGGAGCACGAGUACCGGUUCAAGGUGUUCAAGGCGAACCUGCGACGCGCGGCGCGUCAUCAGAGGAUGGACCCGAGCGCGAGUUCUAUUGUCUUUGUAUGCACAAAUAUGUUGAUCAUGAGUUAUGGCAUGCAUGGAGAAAAAAAAAAGGGGGGUUUUCCUCCUGCUUUCCCAUUUCUCACAGACUUUGUGCUGCUUUUCCAGUGUGACCCAGAAGAACCUGAUUCAUGCGACUCUGGUUGCAAUGGUGGGCUGAUGAAUAGCGCCUUUGAAUACACCCUUAAAGCUGGUGGGCUGAUGCGAGAGGAUGAUUAUCCUUACACUGGUACCGAUCGUGGAACAUGCAAAUUUGACAAAUCAAAGAUAGCUGCUACUGUUGCCAACUUUAGCGUUGUCUCUCUUGAUGAGGAUCAAAUUGCCGCAAAUGUGGUGAAGAAUGGUCCCCUGGCGGUGGCCAUCAAUGCAGCAUACAUGCAGACAUAUAUUGGAGGAGUGUCAUGCCCGUAUAUAUGCUCAAGGCGCCUCAACCAUGGUGUGUUGUUGGUGGGAUAUGGUUCAGCUGGCUACGCGCCCAUCCGACUGAAGGAAAAGCCAUACUGGGUCAUAAAGAAUUCAUGGGGAGAAAACUGGGGAGAGAACGGAUAUUACAAGAUCUGCAGGGGUCGCAAUAUUUGUGGAGUUGACUCCAUGGUCUCAACCGUAACUGCUGUUCAUACAACCUCACAGUAGUUGUGGGAAGUUAAAGUAGUGUCAUUGCCAUCCGGAAAGGAUGUGUAUAUAAUGCAUGUGACAGUUUAUAUAUUAUUUCUGUCAGAUUGUCCAAAAGACGUGCUUUUGGAUUCCAUAAGGACUAGAAUGUGUCUUUCUCGCUCUGUUUAAGAACCUUCAAAUUUCAAUGCAUGUUAUUAUUUGCAAGUUUCAAUCACCCGCAUCGAAUGCUAUUUUGGGA